Centruroides sculpturatus (bark scorpion) is the source of this 852-nucleotide messenger RNA. RefSeq lists its product as uncharacterized. The record is from RefSeq and is a predicted model, not a curated record. Bases 99 to 410 code for a protein of 103 amino acids. The transcript has 2 exons. NCBI's taxonomy places the organism in Eukaryota, Metazoa, Arthropoda, Arachnida, Scorpiones, Buthidae.
UGCGAAGUGCCGCUGGAAGGACGGGGUGACGUGUUGUUACUGAAUCAUCUGGAAAUUUAGCCGAGUCAAAUUUGUUGUACUUCGUUCAAUACAGCAACAUGAUUACAGUUUUAAUCUUAUUGACGAAACUGUACGAAUUUGUGUACACGAAAUAUUUUAGGCAAUACUUUGGAAGUAUGCUUGAUUAUAGCAAACCGCCAGAUAGGCACAAGGUUGAUGUCGAGAGUGAAGAUGAAAUGGAAGAGUUAUGUAAUGCCAUGUUCAAACCAGGAGAUUCUAGUGAUGAUGAAAUAGACGAAGAGACUGACGAUCGAGAUUUUUUCAUGACUUUGGGAUGUUACGCUUCAAUAUCGAGAAGACAGGAACGUAAAAGAUUAUUUGCGAGAAGAUUUGAGGGUGUGGAAGGAUAAUUUCGUGUUUUCUCCGUUGUGAACUCGGUUGCAUUGUUAUUGUUUCAUCUUUGUUGCUUCGAACUUUAAAUUUUAUGCUUUAUAAGCAAUGUUCUUUCAAAUAAUUCUGUUGCCUUUUCGUUGAAAUUAUUUGUUUUACUUUUGUUUGUACUACUUAUGUGUUGUGAUUAUGCGCAAUAACACGAUAGGGUGAGACUUUGAACAAUACAUUUAUUGUCCGUUCGGGAUCGGUUACACUGUUAACGGUGGGACGACGGUCCAACUACACUCUGGUCGCCUGAGUACUAACUCUCCUCGCUGUUGAGGGCGACCUCGUCGUCACAUAAUGCGAGGGAUGCCAUCACAUUAUGUGAAUGUCGUAAAGGAAAAUAUUUGAUAAGGUGUGCAUUGUCAUGAAACAUUAUAUUUUGUUGAAAAUUUCAAUUGGAAGGUUUAUAAAAUA